Messenger RNA from Helianthus annuus (common sunflower), 725 nucleotides. Its product is annotated as probable histone H2A variant 3. Gene Ontology annotation, molecular function: protein heterodimerization activity; structural constituent of chromatin; DNA binding. Lineage: Eukaryota; Viridiplantae; Streptophyta; Magnoliopsida; Asterales; Asteraceae. Gene Ontology annotation, cellular component: nucleosome. The record is from RefSeq and is a predicted model, not a curated record. The transcript is spliced from 4 exons. Bases 152 to 562 code for a protein of 136 amino acids.
ACAACUCUCCUUUUGAAAAUUUAGAAGCGGGAAAACUUCCAAAAUCUCGAUUUCCCGCCAAACUCCGCAAAAGCAAACAAAUUAUACAUUUCCAAGCUCUGAAACUAGAACUCACUUCAAGCAGUCAAUCAAUCGCACACUUCUUCUAAGAAUGGCGGGAAAAGGAGGAAAGGGUUUGUUGGCGGGAAAAACGACUGCGGCUGCUGCGAAUAAGGAGAAAGAUAAGAAGAGACCUACUUCCAAAUCAUCUCGAGCUGGUCUUCAGUUUCCGGUUGGGAGAAUCCACCGCCACCUCAAGUCAAGAACAUCUGCCAAUGGGCGAGUAGGAGCAACCGCUGCGGUUUACUCAGCUGCAAUACUGGAAUACUUGACAGCUGAGGUGCUCGAGUUGGCUGGCAACGCGAGCAAGGAUUUGAAGGUGAAGAGGAUCACGCCACGUCACUUGCAACUCGCCAUUCGUGGUGACGAAGAACUUGACACACUAAUCAAAGGUACCAUUGCCGGUGGCGGUGUCAUCCCUCACAUUCACAAGUCUCUAAUCAACAAAACUACAAAGGAAUGAGAUUAUUUGACCACUCUAUCUCAGCUAGACUUCAUGAAUGUUUAUUAAAUGUCAAAAUAAUUGUUUGAUUGUUGACUUAUUGACUUUAGCAUGUGAUUGUAUCAAGUAGUUAUGUAAGUUUGAACAUGAGAUGACAUGUUAAUUUGUGUCUUUGAAUUGGUAA